This is a messenger RNA of Triplophysa rosa, 3278 nucleotides long. Its product is annotated as zinc finger protein 271-like. Gene Ontology annotation, biological process: regulation of transcription by RNA polymerase II. Lineage: Eukaryota; Metazoa; Chordata; Actinopteri; Cypriniformes; Nemacheilidae. Bases 102 to 3113 code for a protein of 1003 amino acids. Gene Ontology annotation, molecular function: RNA polymerase II cis-regulatory region sequence-specific DNA binding; histone methyltransferase activity; protein binding. The transcript has 10 exons. The record is from RefSeq and is a predicted model, not a curated record.
CAUCCAUCAACGUUCCACACUCCAGCCCAAUAGGUGGCGGGAAUGCACAAAAUGUUUGUUUGCGAACCGCCAUAAACGAUAAAAGAAGAAGCAUCACUGCUAUGAGGAGCAGCAGAAAGAGGGCGAGUGAAGAUACAGUCAGUGCAGGUGAACAGCUACAAUCUGCACCACGUGUCGCCAACAUGGAGGAGGACGAAAAUAAACAAGACUUUCUCUAUUGUGAAGAGUGUCAGUCAUAUUUCAUCGGAGAGUGUGACGUUCAUGGUCCUCCACUGUUCAUUCCUGACACCGUUGUGUCUGUGGGGGCUGCAGACCGGGCCAGACUUACCCUUCCUGCUGGACUGGAAGUUCGGACAUCUGACAUUCCCAACGCAGGACUCGGGGUGUUUAACCAGGGAAGGAUUCUUCCAAUCGGAGCACAUUUUGGCCCUUAUGAGGCAGAAGCAAGCAAAAUGGAGGAAGCUGUCAGCAGUGGAUACUCAUUUGUGAUAUACACAAGUAAGGACUUGUAUGAAUAUGUAGAUGCCAGAAGAGAAACACACUCUAACUGGAUGAGAUAUGUAAAUUGUGCUCGCAGUGAAGAGGAACAAAAUCUGGUGGCAUUUCAGUAUGAAGGAGCGAUUCUGUACCGAUGCUGCCGGCCAAUCAAAACUGGAGAAGAAUUGCUAGUCUGGUAUGGAGAGGCCUAUGCCAAAGAUUUUGACAUCACUUUUGACCAUCUGUGGAACACUAAAUGCUCUGACAGAGAGACCGGAUCAUGUCCAGUGUUUUCCUGCUCUGUGUGUUCAUUGUCAUACACGGCUCAAACUUAUCUCCACAAACAUAUGAGAAGAUGCCAUCAUGAGGAGUGUGACAAACUGCUGAAAUGUGGAGAGAUUGACAGUGAGGACAUGGUACCUAAAAUUACCUUGAAAACAGAACAUGUAUCAUCUGAGAAUCUCUGCUCUGCCACCCAGAACGAACUAAAACACAGAGAAGAAGAUUGUGAAGAGUGUCAGUCAUUUUUCAUCAGUGAAUGUGACGUUCAUGGUGCUCCAUUGUUCAUUCCUGACACCCUUGUGCCUGUGGGGGCUGCAGACCGGGCCAGACUUACCCUUCCUGCUGGACUGGAGGUUCGGACAUCUGACAUUCCCAAUGCAGGACUCGGGGUGUUUAACCAGGGUGAGAUUCUUCCAAUCGGAGCACAUUUUGGCCCUUAUGAGGCAGAAUCAAGCAAAAAGGAGGAAGCUGUCAGCAGUGGAUACUCGUUUGUGAUAUACAAGAGUAACAACUUGCAUGAAUAUGUAGAUGCCAGAAGGGAAACACACUCGAACUGGAUGAGAUAUGUAAAUUGUGCUCGCAGUGAAGAGGAACAAAAUCUGGUGGCAUUUCAGUAUGAAGGAGCGAUUCUGUACCGAUGUUGCCGGCCAAUCAAAACUGGUGAAGAAUUGCUAGUCUGGUAUGGAGAGGAGUAUGCCAGAGAUUUUGACGUCACUUUUGACCAUCUGUGGAACACUAAAUGCUCUGACAGAGAGACCGGAUCAUGUCCAGUGUUUUCCUGCUCUGUGUGUUCAUUGUCAUACACGGCUCAAACGUAUCUCCACAAACAUAUGAGAAGAUGCCAUCAUGAGGAGUGUGACAAACUGCUGAAAUGUGGAGAGAUUAAGAAUGAGGACAUGGUACCUAAAACAACCUUGAAAACAGAACAUGUAUCAUCUGAAAAUCUCUGCUCUGCCACACAGAACGAACUAAAACACAGAGAAGAAGGCAAGGAGAAAACUCACCAUUGUGCAGAUUGUGGGAAGAGUUUCUCUUGGUUAAGUCAUCUUAUUGCACACAAGCGCAUACACACAGGAGAGAAGCCGUAUCACUGCACACAGUGUGGAAAGAGUUUCUCUCGAUUGAGUUGUCUCAGUAUACAUCAGCGCACACACACAGGAGAGAAGCCGUAUCACUGUUCACAGUGUGGGAAGAGUUUCUCUCGGCCCUACGAUCUUCGUGUACACCAGCGUAGACACACAGGAGAGAAGCCGUAUCACUGCACACAGUGUGGGAAGAGUUUCGCUCAGUCAAGUCAUCUUAGUGUACACCAGCGCAUACACACAGGAGAGAAGCCGUAUCACUGCACACAGUGUGGGAAGAGUUUCUCUCGGUUAGGUGAUCUCAGUGUACACCAGCGUAUACACACAGGAGAGAAGCCGUAUCACUGCACACAGUGUGGUAAAAGUUUCUCUCAUUUCGUUAAUAUUAGUAGACACCAACAAACACACGCAGGAGAUAAGAUGUAUCUUUGCUCACAGUGUGGGAAGAUUUUCUCUAGGUCAAGUCAUCUUAAAAGACACCAGCAAACACACACAGGAGAGAAGCCGUAUCACUGCUCACAGUGUGGGAAGAGUUUCUCUCAGUCAGGUCACCUUAGUGUACACCAGCAAACACACACAGGAGAGAAGCCGUAUCACUGCUUACAGUGUGGGAAGAGUUUCUCUCGGUUAGGUGAUCUCAGUGUACACCAGCGUAUACACACAGGAGAGAAGCCGUAUCACUGCACACAGUGUGGGAAGAGUUUCUCUCGGUUAGGUGAUCUCAGUGUACACCAGCGUAUACACACAGGAGAGAAGCCGUAUCACUGCACACAGUGUGGUAAAAGUUUCUCUCAUUUCGUUAAUAUUAGUAGACACCAACAAACACACGCAGGAGAUAAGAUGUAUCUUUGCUCACAGUGUGGGAAGAUUUUCUCUAGGUCAAGUCAUCUUAAAAGACACCAGCAAACACACACAGGAGAGAAGCCGUAUCACUGCUCACAGUGUGGGAAGAGUUUCUCUCAGUCAGGUCACCUUAGUGUACACCAGCAAACACACACGGGAGAGAAGCCAUAUCACUGCUCACAGUGUGACAAGAGUUUCUCUUAUUUGACAAAUCUCAGUGUACACCAGCUCAUACACACAGGAGAGAAGCCAUAUCAUUGCUCGCAGUGUGACAAGAGUUUCUCUCGGUCAAGACUUCUUAAUGAACACCAGUGUAUACACACAGAAGUGAAGCCGUAUCACUGUGUACCAUGUGGAAAGGGUUUUACCAGGUUUAGUAACCUCAAAAGACACCAGCGAAAACACACAGAAGUCUCUCUUUUAUUUUGAAGAUUAUAUUAUGAUUAUAUUAUGAUGUUUUGUUUACACCUGUCCUAGUGUUUUCAGGUGUUCCUUGUUUUCCCCUCUUUAUUUUGUGUACAUAUACCCCAGUGGUUUUCAUUGUCUUUUGUUGGUUUUUACUUUGUUGUAGCAUACAGUUCCAUGGAUUCAUGA